CUCAAGACAAGGUUGGCCCUCGAGUUGGCGGGUUGUCGACCGCCGCAACUUUCAUUGUCCGCGAUUUUUUCUCAUCUUGGUUUUUAUCUAUCUCUCCUCCACACUUUGUUUGCGUUUCUCAGCGGUUUGCUCGCGUCCUCAGCUUCUGUCUCCAAUUUGCCGCGCGCGAGUCUCCCGCCGGGGCUGCGGUGUUUUCCCGGCCAGCAGCCGGAAACGCUGCGCCAUGGCCGUCCUUCUUCUGCGAGUUUUCUAGAGCGUUUCGUCCCUUUUUAAAACGCACUUGAAGAUGGUCAGAGCGCUUCGGUUUCCGAGUUUCCUCCGGUCGCGUUCUCUCGCCGCGAGGCUCCGGGCGUCGCUCCUUUACUUGUGCCUGCACUUUUUGCUACUCCAACAUGCUGCACUCUCGUCUGGCGCCUCUCUCCACCGAUCUUCUUCCCGUUCUCCCGUUUUCCUGCCUUCCUCUCUGUCUCACGCGUGGGCUGCCAUUCCCUCUUUCAGCGAACAACCAUUUGAACGCGUCUCGCCACCCUCGGGGCAGCUUCCGCUCAACUCCUUCCACUCUGCGGGUCUAGGCUUCCUUUCUCUUCCCUCUUUCGCCCUCGCGCCUUUUCCUUCCCGUCUGGCUCUUUCUCUGCGCUUUUCCGAUUCUCGACGUCUCUCCACGUCCUCUCUCUGCGCCCAAGCAGGCCCUGUCUGCAAGCCGUCAGAAGCAGAGAUCGCCGCUGCUGUGCGAGAACGCGUGGCUGCGUCGAAACUCCAAAGGAAGGCUUCACCUCGGAUCGGCGGAUCGGCGAAGAGAGAGGCGAGAAGAGCGAGGGGCGCAGCCUCUUCUUCACCUUCUCAAAAUGGAAAUUUUGGAGCUGCUGGACAAACCGGUGAUGGCCGACUGCCCCUCGAGACGCGCCACCCUGGAGGCUCCUUGCGCGUGCGAAGACACCCCUUUGAAGAACGAGGAGACAAAGGCCCAAGAAGAGAAGGUGGACGUGGAGGCGAGGGCGACCCGUGGGCGAGAGACUCGUUGAGCAGAAACAGUCGAGCCGAGCGAGAGGCGUGGCGCAUGGAGAGACAAAACGAGGAGGAAGAGCUCUUGAGGAUGUGCGCAGAGAACAGGCUUGCACUCGAGCGCCGAAGGGAGAGACAAGACAACAUGCAAGAGGACGCAGAUGAAGAAGCGAGUCGUCAGCUUGCACGGGAGAAACUGGAGCAACGCGUGGCUCUCAUGGAGAAGCAACUGGUUGCCUGGAAGCGUGAAGAAUUCCGCGGUCAAGAGGCGUCUUUCCAGGACUAUCUGUCGACUCUCCAACAGGCAGCACAGCAAGAAAAUGAAUGCGUCCGUCGGUUUUUCGGGGACGCGAGUCGCCCCGAAACUCACCGAGAAGGCCCUCUUCUCUCCUCUUCUUCCUCUUCUGCCUCUUCUUCCCCACACCUCUCUUCACCGCCGUCUCUUCCACGCACGACUUCUUGUCUCUCUUCUUCGUCUGCUUCCUCGUCGCCGCAUUCCUCAUCGUUCCCUCUGUCUUCCGCAGGUCUCGGUGCCGCUGUGGACAGCAGGAGUUUGGGGGAGAGCGACGAGCCAGCGCCUCCGACGCUCCGGCCGUUCUUUCCCGUACGAGGAUUUGGCGGAGUGGCAGUUUUUCCUCUGCCGGAGGAAAGACGAAGUUUGGAGACAGACGACGCACUCGGAGAGAAGGGACAGAAGCCGUCAGCUCCCUGGCGCCUCCGCCUGCAAGCCGAGCGCGAGAGACGCACUCCGCCGACGCUUCGGCCGCCUUCCUACGCGGCGAUUGCGGAGCAGAAAGAGGCCGAGAAACGCGUUUUGCGAGCGCGGCGAGUGUGGAAGCGACUCAGAAAAGAAAUGGCAGCUGCAGCGACGAAGACGAGUUCGGAGCGAGUUGGAGACAAGCCCCACUCGCAGGCGGAAGAGACUCUCGAGCAGAGGCAAGAGGAACUGGAGGGUGGAGUCGCAGCCACUCAAGAAGAGAGAGGAGAAAGAGGCAGAGAAGAAGAAGAACAGAGAGACGAGCAGGCGGAAGAGGAGAGACCAGCCUUGCCCGCUGCGUCUCCUACGGCGAGUCUUCCUUCUGGAGAAUUCAAGCCGAAGCAGUCUCUCGGCCAGAACUUCCUGAGUGACCCGAAUAUAAGCCGUCUCAUUGCGACGAGCCUCGAGGACGCUUCGCCGGGGGGCGUUGGAGUCGUGGAAGUGGGCCCUGGCUCGGGAGCGAUCACCCGCUUUCUUCUUCCCAAGUUUCCGCGGAUGUCUGCUGUUGAAACAGAUCCGCGCGCGGUGUCUCUUCUCUCGCGCCGUCUGCCUACCCUGAACAUCAUCCACGGCGAUGUCUUGCAGGUUUCAUGGCCCGAUUUGGCGCGGGAACGAGGGACGCGUCUCUCUGUGGCUGGAAAUCUCCCCUUUUACUUGACUAGCCAGCUCCUCUGUUGCCUCCUCGACAGCUGGCGCUUCAUCGACCAGGCACUCGUGACGAUUCAGUGGGAGAUGGCUGAGAGACUCACAGCUCGCGUCGGCGAACGACAGUACAGCCGUCUAAGCGUCGUGUUUGCACUUUAUGGCGCCUGCCGAAUAGUGAAGAAGCUUCCGAGGUCGGUUUUUUAUCCAGUUCCAAAGGUGGAUGCUGCCUUGGUGCACAUCAAAUUUCGACAAGAGCCUCUGGAAAAGAUUCUCCGCGGCGUCGACCCUCGCCAGUUCCGGAAUGUGCUGCAUGCAGCCUUUGGACAGCGCCGAAAAAUGCUAAGAUCGAGUCUCAAGCCGGUUUUGCCGCACGGUGGAGCCGUGCCUGAACGGUUCGCCUCUCUGCGUCCGCAACAGCUUUCUCCGACAGAUUUUCUGGAGUUGACAGAAGCCAUUUUCCCCUCUAAAGAUGCAGAUCUGAGAAGCGACCUUCAAGGCUGUUCUGGCCGAGAAGGGAAGGAAACGCGCGAGGAACGCCCAGGACGUUUCCUCGAAGAUGGAGAAGAACUCUCUCGCAUUUGGCGGAAAGAGAAACACGGAGACUACUAGGCGAGGACUCCACGCUGAUUAAUGGGUCAAGAGAGAGAGACGGAAGGAGGAAAACGCGAGGAAGUGGAAAAUAGUGAGAAGCGAGGGGAAAGAGAGACAAGAGAAGUCGAAGAAGAGAGCGGGAAGUGCAGGAACAGAAAAGAAAGAAGAGAGAGUGAAGAGAGAUAAAAGACAGACAAACGAGGCACGAGUUCCGUCGAGCAGCAGGGAAUCUCUUAAUUUUUUUCUCGCUUCUCAGGGGUCGUUCAGGUGUCUCGAAUCCUCCUGUCUUCUGCAUCUUUCUUCACUCGAACCAAGUUAGGCAGCGUGCAUGCAUAGUCGAUCUUUUUCAUUUUCCCCAGAG
Molecule: messenger RNA, 3356 nt
Organism: Toxoplasma gondii ME49
Lineage: Eukaryota; Apicomplexa; Conoidasida; Eucoccidiorida; Sarcocystidae
Product: dimethyladenosine transferase
Exons: 9
Coding region: 287-3013 (908 amino acids)
Biological process (GO): rRNA methylation
Cellular component (GO): mitochondrial matrix
Molecular function (GO): rRNA (adenine-N6,N6-)-dimethyltransferase activity
Source: RefSeq, a predicted model, not a curated record